CGCAAAAUUGUGCACAUAAAAACCAGCAGAAUCAUCAAAAACAUUAAUUAAAAACAGAAAGAUGAUCCUGGGCUGAGAAUGUUCGGGGAUCGUCGUCAGUGAGGGACGGUAAUUAAUAACAACAGACAUUUAAUGUGAUGUAAUGAGAUCUAUGGAAGUUUGUUUCUGCCAUGGGAUAAGAAAAUUUGAAAAAAGCCUCGUCUGGAGCGCAGCGCUGGUGCUUCAACACGCCGUCUGUGAAGACUCUGAUUAGUGAAGAGGAGAGAGAAUAUAAACACACCUUCAUCCUCAGAUCUGAAUCUUCUCUCUCCAGGACCAGAAUCUGGGAACGCAGAGGGACCGAGAGAAUACAGAAGAGGAGACGACAGGACAAAACCAGCACAGCCAUCAGGAUUAAAGACAGCGGAGAGGAAAUACCGCGGAUCGAGGAGGAAUCGCAGAACCGACAGCCAGAAGUGCUGCGAGUUUCUCUCAAGCUGGACUCGACUCGAGCCGUUUCUCAGGAUGUGGUUUUCCAGAAAACAUUCGGCUCGAACAAUAGAGACAGGAAAAGUGAAGUACAGCGAUUCAAAGCAGCGGAUCGGUUGUGUGAAGGGCUCGUCUCCUCGUCUGGCUCUAGAGAAGAGUCUCGUCUGGCCGUCCAAAGACACACAGUGUGUCCACAUGCUGAAACACCUGCAUCACGGGGCCCGCAUCACUGUCCAGAUGCCUCCCAACAUCCAGGGACACUGGGUCUCCACCAGCUGUGAGGUUCGUCCCGGUCCGGAGUUCAUCACUCGCUCGUACCGCUUCUUUCACAACAACACCUUUCAGGCUCAUCAGUUCUACUACACAGACAAUCAGUGCACCGCGCCGAGCCACACGCUGCUGAUCCGGGGCCGUGUGCGUCUGCGGCAGGCGUCCUGGAUCGUCCGAGGCGGCACCGAGGCCGACUAUCAGAUCCACGGCAUGCGUGUGGUGUGUCACUCGGCGUCUGUGGCCCGAGAGCUUUCUCAGCGGCUGAAGCACAGCUGCAGGGAUCCGGGCUCCUGGCUGCCGAACGUGAGCUACGAGCUGUGGAGCGACGAGGGCGACUGCGGCUGCAUCUGCGCACUGAACGUCUCCAUGCACGAGCUGCAGCUGCUGCGGCUGGAGAAGCAGUACCUGCAUCACAGUCUGGAUCAGCUGCUGGAGGAGCUGUACCUGGGAGACAUUCACACCGAAGCGGCGCAGAGGAUGCUCUACAGACCCUCCAGCUACCAGCCGGCGCUGCAGAACACGCAGAAUCAGGAUCUCAGCUGCGUCGUCUGUCGGAUCGUCUCGCGCUCGGACGAGUUUCACCCGGCUGUCCUCCCGCCGCGGCCCGAGCUGACGGUGACCCUGAGCGGUCAGUGGGCGUCCCGCCGCUGCGAGGUCCGGCCCGAGGUCCUGUUCCUCACGAGACACUUCAUCUUCCACGACGACAACCACACGUGGGAGGGUCACUACUAUCACUACUCUGACCCGGCCUGCAGACACCCCACCUUCAGCCUGUUCGCCCGCGGACACUACAGCCGCGGCCCGCGCUCCACACGCGUCAUGGGCGGCACCGACUUUGAGUUCAGAGUGAGUCACAUGCGCGUGACGCCGAUGGAUCUGGCGACCGUGUCUCUGCUGAACGUGUUUAAAGGGAACAGCUGCGGUGCUCAGGGCUCGUGGCAGGUGGGCGUGGAGCAGGACGUGACUCCGACCAAUGGCUGCGCAGCGCUGGGGCUCCGCCUCCCGCACACCGAGUAUGAGCUCUUCCGCUUGGAGCGCGACGCUGCCGGCCGACUCCUGCUGUUCAACGGCCAGCGGCCCAGCGACGGCUCCAGCCCUGACCGGCCCGACAGACGGCCCACGUCCUACCAGACCCCGCUGGUGCAGUGCUCCGCUGGGGGUCAGAGGUCAGAGGUCAGCGCCGCGCAGCGCCUCAGCAACGGCGGCCGGCCCCGUUACCACGGCGACCUGGCGACAGCAGCGGCAGCUGUGCUCUGGAGUUUGGCGUUUAUGGGUUUCUUGGGCUGAGAGACGUAAAAUCAAACAGAUGUUUGUGACCCAGAAUGCACUUGACGGGACGAGACGAAUGAAAACUGCUGCACAACAGGAACCGCACUUUACUAGAAGCCCCGCGCUUUCACUCCUGACGGGACUUCACAUCCUAAAACACAUCUGCAAAUGAGUUGCAAAGGGAAAAAUCUCCCAAAAAACAGAUUCUGUCAUUAUUUAUUCAUUUUUAAUACGACGAUGUAGGAUCAAAUCUGAUUUUUCCAAAUGUGGCUCCUGGACUGUCAAACUCCAGAAAGAGUCAUCAAAUGUGUUGCUUUGUUUCCUUAAAUGUUUGACAGAAAAUGAAAAGCUUAGAUGACAAAAUGAUGACAGAACUUUCCUUUCUGGGUGUUUUUCCCUCUCUGAGUGAGACGUGGAUGUUCAUAUCAGGAGUAUUUUAUACACGAGUGAACGUUUUAAGGGCUGCAUGGAAGGAAAGGGAAAUAUUGUAACUGUAGAUCAUCACUGCUGACUUCCACAACCUUUGGUACUUAAGUUUCAAAAGUCCUGAAUCACAACGUGAAAAAAAUUCAAGCUGGGGAAAAAAAAAUUGUGUCUUCGAUCCUUCCUGAGCCCAAGGCCAAAGAUUUUGUUUUCUGAGAUUGUUUUUUUUCUCUCCAAAAAAAAAAAAAAAAAAAAAAACUCACAUUUUUUUCUCAUCCAAAAGUUUUUUUAUCUCAUC
Messenger RNA from Cyprinus carpio (common carp), 2728 nucleotides. RefSeq names its product protein APCDD1-like. NCBI's taxonomy places the organism in Eukaryota, Metazoa, Chordata, Actinopteri, Cypriniformes, Cyprinidae. Gene Ontology annotation, biological process: negative regulation of Wnt signaling pathway. Gene Ontology annotation, cellular component: plasma membrane. The coding region runs from base 505 to 2025 and encodes 506 amino acids. The record is from RefSeq and is a predicted model, not a curated record. The transcript is spliced from 7 exons. Gene Ontology annotation, molecular function: Wnt-protein binding.